Molecule: messenger RNA, 990 nt
Organism: Capsella rubella
Lineage: Eukaryota; Viridiplantae; Streptophyta; Magnoliopsida; Brassicales; Brassicaceae
Product: ras-related protein RABF1
Exons: 8
Coding region: 170-778 (202 amino acids)
Molecular function (GO): GTP binding; GTPase activity
Source: RefSeq, a predicted model, not a curated record
UAGAAAAAAAAAAAAAUCGAAUCGAAAUUUUUUAUUUGACGAUCCUUUCUUCUUCUUCUUCUUCUUCUUCUUCUUCUUCUUCUUCAACUCGGUAUCAUCGACGACGACGACCAAAGCUUGAAUACGAUCUUUCUCAGCUGUAAUCUCAUUUAUUAAUAAGGAGUAAGCUAUGGGUUGUGCUGCUUCUCUUCCAGAGAGGAACUCUGGAACGUUAAGUGGUCUUAACAAUUCCGAGAAUGCUGUUUCAGCUGAUGCCAAAAAUCUACGUGUGAAGUUAGUUCUGCUAGGUGAUUCUGGUGUUGGUAAAAGCUGUAUUGUUCUUCGAUUUGUCCGUGGUCAGUUUGACGCUACAUCUAAGGUAACUGUUGGAGCCUCGUUCUUGUCCCAAACAAUAGCCUUGCAAGACUCUACCACAGUGAAGUUUGAAAUAUGGGAUACAGCUGGCCAAGAAAGGUAUUCUGCUCUUGCACCACUAUACUAUCGUGGAGCUGGGGUUGCUGUUAUUGUAUAUGAUAUAACAAGCCCUGAAUCAUUCAAGAAAGCACAGUAUUGGGUUAAGGAACUGCAAAAGCAUGGAAGCCCAGAUAUUGUAAUGGCUUUGGUUGGUAACAAAGCUGAUUUACAUGAAAAAAGAGAAGUACCAACCGAGGAUGGGAUGGAGCUUGCAGAGAAGAACGGAAUGUUCUUUAUUGAGACGUCAGCUAAGACAGCUGAUAACAUAAAUCAACUGUUUGAGGAAAUUGGCAAAAGGCUACCUCGUCCUACUCCUCCGUCAUGAUUGGAGUGUUGAAUCAUCCAAUCUCAUCUUCAGGGAAAGCAACAGUUAAAACCUGUUUCUGGACAACUAAUCGUUUCAUACUUUUAAAUGUAAUGUUUUAACAACAAUAUUUCUCUAUCUGUCAAGUGUGUUGUAUAAUGUGAAGAUUUGAGGUUGAUUGAUACUGGGGAAUAUAUUACAAACCUCAAAAGUGGAAACCCAAGUUAGAUUUA